Molecule: messenger RNA, 2872 nt
Organism: Lotus japonicus
Lineage: Eukaryota; Viridiplantae; Streptophyta; Magnoliopsida; Fabales; Fabaceae
Product: glucan endo-1,3-beta-D-glucosidase 1-like
Exons: 2
Coding region: 512-2740 (742 amino acids)
Molecular function (GO): endo-1,3(4)-beta-glucanase activity
Source: RefSeq, a predicted model, not a curated record
AACCCAAAAACACCCUCUCCUCAAACACCGACCAUCUAACCCAAUAAACUUCUGACAUACCCCUCCAACAAAUCUCAUCCAAAAUCCAACAAAUCCAUCAUCCAUUUGAAUAAUAAAAUCACAAAUCGAUGUUUGCUAAGCAUCACCAAAGGUAUCAUCACACGACUAAUCUCUCACACCAGUCAAUACUCAAUUAUUACCUCUGACAACUUUGUCUUCAAAAUAUUAUGGUCAUAGACUCAUAUAUAUUUUGAUUCAAUAUUUUAGUCAAUAAAAACUUGUUAAUUACAUAAUAAUUAUAUCUCAAAAAAUUAUUUAAUAUAUAUUUUUUCGUAAGAAAAAUCACUAGAUUAAACCCUAAGAUAAUCAUUUAUUGAGAAAGACAACUACCGUUUCUCAAAUGUACGUAUUGGUUGGACCGCCUUGUUGGUUAAGCAAGUUAAUGCAAGUUCAAUUUGAAUGAGCAUUGAGUUGUUUAAAGUUUAAUCACACUUAACUACUUCCUUGAAAAAUGCUGAAAAAACUAAUGCACAAAGUGAGCACAUCCCUCAACAAAAGCUUUAAAAAGCGCACCAAACCCUAUAUAACCCACCAAACCCCAUCAUCUCCACCACCCCAAUUGCCACCACCACCACCACCACCACCACCACCACCACUUCGAUCACCAUCUCCGCCACCAAUGAUGCCACGAAGCACAAAGCAAUCAAUACCAUUCACAUUCCCACAGGCACAUUCCACUGUCCUCCCUGACCCCUCCAACUUCUUCUCCCCAAACCUGCUCUCCACACCACCACCCACAAACUCCUUCUUCCAAAACUUCACUCUCAAAAAUGGUGACCAACCUGAAUACAUUCACCCUUACCUCAUCAAAUCCUCAAACUCCUCUCUUUCCCUCUCAUACCCAUCUCGCUUUUCCAACUCUGCUUUCAUAUACCAGGUUUUCAACGCCGAUCUCACCAUCUCUUCCUCUUUGAAAACCGACCCAGUUCCCCAUUUGAACCAUAGAAUCUCAUCCUACAAUGAUCUCAGUGUCACAUUGGAUAUCCCUUCUUCAAAUCUGCGGUUUUUCCUCGUCAGGGGAAGCCCCUUUUUGACUGUUUCUGUUACCCAACCAACCCCUCUUUCAAUCUCAACAAUCCACGCCAUUCUCUCUUUUUCUUCCAAUGAUUCCCUCACCAAGCACACUUUUAGCCUUAACAAUGGGCAGACUUGGAUUCUCUAUGCUUCUUCCCCAAUCAGGUUGAGCCAUGGCCUCUCUGAGAUUGCCUCUGAUGCGUUUUCCGGCGUGAUUCGGAUAGCGUUGUUGCCGGAUUCUGAUUCGACGCACGAGGCGGUUCUUGACAGGUUCAGUUCUUGUUACCCUGUGUCUGGUGAUGCUGUGUUUGCAGGACCGUUUAGUGUGGAGUAUAAGUGGGAGAAGAAAGGGUGGGGUGAUUUGUUGCUGUUGGCUCACCCUCUUCAUCUUCAGCUUUUGUCUGAUACUGAUUGCGAUGUUACGGUUCUGAGUGAUUUUAAGUAUAGCAGCAUUGAUGGGGAGCUUGUUGGUGUUGUUGGGGAUUCAUGGUUUUUGAAAACUGAUCCUGUUUCUGUGACUUGGCAUUCCACCAGGGGUGUGAGAGAUGAGUCCCGUGAUGAAAUUGUUACAGCCCUUUUGAAAGAUGUUGAUGGUCUGAAUUCAUCUGCAAUCACAACAAAUUCUUCAUACUUUUAUGGGAAAUUGAUUGCAAGGGCAGCAAGGUUGGUAUUGAUAGCUGAAGAGGUGAGCUUCCUUGAUGUUAUUCCAAAGAUUAGGAAGUAUUUGAAGGAAGCCAUUGAGCCCUGGCUGGAUGGAACUUUUAAUGGGAAUGGAUUUCUCUAUGAUAGGAAGUGGGGAGGGGUUAUUACAAAGCAAGGUUCUACUGAUACUGGGGCUGAUUUCGGGUUUGGAGUUUACAAUGAUCAUCAUUAUCAUUUGGGGUACUUUGUUUAUGGAAUUGCAGUGCUUGCAAAGAUUGACCCAGUUUGGGGAAGGAAAUAUAAGCCUCAGGCCUAUUCGCUCAUGGCAGAUUUCAUGACCUUCAGCAGAAGAUCAAACUCGAAUUACACGCGUCUAAGGUGUUUCGACCUUUAUAAAUUGCACUCCUGGGCUGGAGGGUUAACCGAGUUUGGUGAUGGAAGAAAUCAGGAGAGCACCAGUGAAGCUGUGAAUGCAUAUUACUCUGCAGCAUUGAUGGGUUUGGCAUAUGGAGACACCCAUCUGGUUGCUACUGGAUCGACACUUACAGCUUUCGAAAUCCACGCAGCUCAAAUGUGGUGGCAUGUAAGAGAAGGAGAUAAGCUUUAUGAGGCAGAUUUUACCAAAGAGAACAAGGUAGUUGGUGUGUUAUGGGCUAACAAGAGAGACAGUGGACUAUGGUUUGCUCCUCCUGAGUGGAGAGAGUGUAGGCUUGGGAUUCAGCUCUUGCCUUUGCUGCCUAUUUCUGAAGUUCUAUUCUCAAAUGUUGAUUUUGUUAAGGAGCUUGUGGAGUGGACAUUACCUGCAUUGAAUAGGGAAGGUGUUGGAGAAGGAUGGAAGGGGUUUGUGUAUGCAUUGCAAGGAGUUUAUGAUAAUGAAGGCGCAUUGCAGAAGAUCAGAAGCUUAAAUGGUUUUGAUGAUGGAAACACAUUGACUAAUCUCUUGUGGUGGAUUCACAGCAGAGGUGAUGAAGAAGAGAAAUUCGGUCAUGGGAAACACUGCUGGUUUGGUCAUUACUGCCACUAGAUUUGUUAUAUUGGAGUUCAUCUACAAGCUACAAAUCAACCAUCCAGGAGUAUCACUGCAGUGGUCUACACAUACACAGGACAACAAUGCAUCACUUUAAUUUUACCAAAGCCAGUGGAAGUUCUCUAAUGG